This is a messenger RNA of Zingiber officinale, 1844 nucleotides long. RefSeq names its product nuclear transport factor 2-like. The record is from RefSeq and is a predicted model, not a curated record. NCBI's taxonomy places the organism in Eukaryota, Viridiplantae, Streptophyta, Magnoliopsida, Zingiberales, Zingiberaceae. Gene Ontology annotation, cellular component: ribonucleoprotein complex; cytosol. Bases 210 to 1646 code for a protein of 478 amino acids. The transcript has 10 exons. Gene Ontology annotation, molecular function: mRNA binding.
GAAUCAUUCAACCCGUUCCGCCGUCACUCGCCCGAAGAAGCAGCCCUCGCAACACAGGCAGCCAUCUGGAUUUCAGUACCUGCGGCCGCGCCGCUUCUCCUUCGCCAUCUCCUCUCGAUUCCUAGGGCUCUGGUCGAAGCGGAGCUCUUACCUAGACUUUACCCUCUCAUUCCUCUUCGAUCCCCAACUAGAUUUUCCUGGCAUCAGGCAUGGCUUUGCCCACUACAACCCCUGUUCCUUCUCCGAGUCCACAACUGAUCGGAAAUGCCUUUGUAGAACAGUAUUAUCACAUUCUUCAUCGAUCACCUGAAAUAGUUUACAAGUUUUAUCAGGAUUCUAGCAUUGUGAACCGACCCAAUUCUCAAGGAGAGAUGAUUUCAUUGACAACACUGCAAGCCAUCGAUGAGAAGAUAAUGUCACUUGACUUCAGAAACUGCUUCACUGAGAUAGAGACUGUAGACUCACAAAUUUCAUACCAGAGUGGGUUGCUUAUUGUAGUUACUGGAUCAUUUACUGGACAGGAUAGUAUUAGGAAGAAAUUUGCACAGUCAUUUUUCCUUGCUCCUCAGGAGAUUGGUGGAUACUUUGUUUUGAAUGAUGUUUUCAGAUUUUUGAAUGAAACACAACCAAGGGAAAUGAACCAUUUAUGGGUUGGCGCUACCAACGAUGAUGUCUCUAAAGCAUCUCCUGUUCCUGAAGCAGAUUUCAGUACACAGGAGAAUCAUGUGCCAGAAACCCCCCCAUUCGAGGAAGAGACUAGUAAUUUGGAAGUUACCGACCUUCCAGAGGAUAAUUGUUCUGCUGCUGAAAAUGGUGGUGUUGUGGAUCCUCCCGCUAGUGUAGAUGAGAGUGAUUCACAGCAAGUUUUUGAAGUUAUUGCUUUGGGGGCUCAAGAUGAUACACCUAAGAAGUCUUAUGCAUCAAUUGUUAAGGUCAUGAAAGGGAGCCCCUUACCAGUGUCUCUUCAUGCAACUCCCAGUGCAAAGUUAGCUCCAGCAAACACUGAGAAACCUGUGGCUGCAUCCACAGCAGCAUCUGUUCACCCACCUGAAACUUCUAAUCCUGCUGGAAUCGAUGUGCCUGAGAAAACCAACAUUCUCGAAGAGGAGGGUCAUUCAAUUUAUAUACGAAACUUACCCUUGAAUGCAACUGCUGAACAAGUUGAAGAGGAAUUUAAGAAAUUUGGAGCCAUUAAGCCUGAUGGUGUGCAAGUCAGAAGUCACAAGGUUGAGAGAUAUUGUUUUGGAUUUGUUGAGUUUGAUUCCUUGAAGUCCAUGCAAGCUGCAAUUGAGGCAUCGCCAAUCAUGAUUGGUGGUCGUCAUGUCAUUGUUGAGGAGAAGCGAACAACAACACGAGUUGUCAAUGGUGUGGUCACCAACAACGGCAAUGGCACCAGUGGAAGAGGGCGCUUCCAGUUCGGAAGAGGGGCAUUCAGAAACGACAACUUCCGAGGACGUGGUGCAGGCUUUGGCUCCGGUUUGGGCUAUAGGAGGAAUGAAUUUAGGAACCGGGUCGAGUAUUCUGGUCGUGGACGGGUUGGUUCAACUCGUCGCAAUGAAGGCUAUCAGCAGCGUCCUUUUCACAACAAUGGAAAUGGCAUGAUGGGAAGCGUCAAAGAAUCCCAGCCAACUGCUAUAGCAGCAUAGAGUUUCUUAUUUCUUCCUCUUGUCUAUUUUCUGAGUAGGCAUUCUUAUCUAUGUUUAGGCAAACCUUACAGAAGAUGUCUAUUUUUUUUGACUUGGCUAUAAGUGUGGAUGCUGCGGGUCUUCCAUUUUUGGUCUAUGAAUGCUAUCAUUUUUGUAGUUCGAAAACUAGGUCAAUUGCCAUUGUCUUAUCGUUGGAAA